CUUUUGCUCGUGUUCCCACGUCUUUGCGCGUCUCUCCGUUAAUUGUUUGGAUCACGGCAAUGAGCGCGCGUCGCCGGCUUUUCAAGGGCGUGAGCGCUGUAGGUGCUCUCCACAAACACCGGCAUGAGUGGGGGCCGUGGUUCAGUGCGGCGUGCAACAGGAGGUGCAGCUCUAGGAGUGGGCUAUGUGCAGCGCCUCCCAAAGACCGAAGAUCAUCAGAUGGCAUGGUCCCAAUCGAUGAGCACCAGGCUCUAUACAGACUUUGCUUUACCGGUGGUCUUGCAAACAGACCCGGAGACUGCCCACAACCUCACCUUGAAGUGUGGGGAAGCACUUCAGGCCUUCCGCUCGCUUUGGCCUUCUUUGCCGAUGGAGUGGUUGCUAAGCCCUCCUGAGGGGCGCCUGCAGGGCCCCGAGCUCUCCCAGCAAGUCUGGGGGUUAACCUUCGAGAGCCCAGUGGGGAUUGCCGCAGGCUUCGACAAGAACGCCUUGUUGGUCCCUCUCUACCGCGCUGGCCUCUUUGGUCUUGGCUUUGCAGAGAUCGGCUCCGUGUCAGCCAAGCCAGCCGCCGGCAACGCCCGUCCCAGGUGUUGGCGGAUUCCCAGCGACGACGUGGUGGUGAACGCCAUGGGCCUGAACAACGAGGGCUCCGACGCGCUCGCCCAGCGGCUCCGGGAGAUGGAGGCGACCAGCUCUGGCCAAGGGCAGCGCCCGGUGGGGGUGAACAUCGCCAAGACCCACGACCCCAGCAUCUUGGGUCCUGCAGCGGUGGAGGACUUCGUGCAGAGCUUUCGCACGCUCUCGCCCUUGGCGGACUUCGUGGUUCUGAACGUUUCCUGUCCCAACACCACGGAGGGAAAGACCUUCGAGGAGCCCGACGCCUUGGCUGGGCUGCUGUCGGCCGUAGCGAAGGAGGUGCGGGGCAGAGCGAAGCCCCCGAUCCUGGUGAAGUUGAUGGCGACUCCGGACAGCGAGGAGGGCCGGAGAAGUCAAAAGGAACUGCUCAACGUGAUCGAGGCCUCGGGCAUCGUGGAUGGACUCGUGAUCUCUAACACGAUCAAGAAUCCGGAGGUCCAGCUGAGUCCCGAGGGCCGAGCAGCCGCCGAUGCCAUCGGCAAGGGCGGGGUCAGUGGCAGGGUGAUCCACCAGCGGAGCGUGGCGGCCAUCCGCUCGGCCUACCAAGCCACAGGCGGCCGCUUGACCAUCAUCGGAGUGGGCGGCACAGAUAGCGCCGAGGCGGCGUAUGAGAAGAUCCGCGCGGGCGCCAGCCUGGUGGAAGUCUACACUGGCUUGGUCUACAAAGGCCCAGGUCUAUUUCAAGAUGUGCAGACAGGCGGAAGACGUGCGACGAAGUGGCUCCGCCGUUUGCUGGAGCGAGAUGGCUUCAAUCACAUUGGCCAGGCAAUUGGAAUCGAUAUUAAAUAAUGCAAUAUAAAAA
Messenger RNA from Durusdinium trenchii, 1438 nucleotides. The record is from the annotation of a GenBank genome assembly. Lineage: Eukaryota; Dinophyceae; Suessiales; Symbiodiniaceae.